AUGGCCGGAUUUUUUAACAAGAUUAAAGGCGCGAGCACGCCAUCAACUGCGCAAACCACAAAGGAAGUGGUGCCGAAGAAGAAAGAUGAAAUCGCACCAGAGUUGACCCCGCUUGAGAAGAUGUUGCAGAAUGCGGGACCGUUGCGAGAGGAGGCGGCUGACAAGUUCUUUGGCUUCGAAAAUGCUUUAUUCUACUCUGACCUAUUCCGAGAGAGCGUAAUCAACUAUCCAUCACUAUCACCAUCGGAAACCCCCAAUGGCAACCGGCCAAAGGUCAAUGUCACCCUCCGCCCGCCAAUGAACCCCACUCCACCAGCCCAGCAGCAGAAUAAGAAGGGCAUCAGCACCAAGGAGGUGAUGAAACAGAGACAGGCGCUCAAUAACGGGCAACCGGCAAAUGGCCAGCCUGCCGUUAAGCCUGAGGAUAAACCAGACACCCCUGAAUACAAGAAGAAACAAGCCAUGCUCAAGGGCCCGAUCCUAGAGCUAGCACAAGAAAAUGGCAUGGCGUAUGGCAUGGACGAGUGUACCUUUACGGGUCUCAAGGACAUCUUCCUGGCAGUUCUUCAGAGCAGCACCAGAACGGGAGUCUUGAGUCCUCAGCGCUUCCUUGAAAUAUUCAAGCGCGACAACGAAAUGUUCCGAAACUCAAUGCACCAGGACGCUCAUGAGUUCUACGGCCUCGUAUUAAACGACGUCAUCGCUAAUGUCGAGGCAAAUGCGAGAAAGAUUCAGGAACGUCUGGAAAUCAAGGCCCAAACCGACCUUGUACAAUCGGUAGAAAAUGCCCUAGGAUCUGCGCUGAUGAACAAUGCGACGGGCUACCGCACACCUGGAACGGGCUGGGUCCACGACAUCUUUGAGGGCGUCUUGACUUCGGAAACCAAAUGCCUGACUUGCGAGACGGCGUCGCAGAGAGACGAGACUUUCCUCGAUCUGUCGAUUGAUCUCGAAGAACAUUCAUCCGUAACGUCCUGUCUGCGCAAAUUCUCGGCCGAGGAGAUGCUCUGCGAGCGGAACAAAUUCCACUGCGACCACUGUGGUGGCCUACAGGAGGCUGAAAAGCGUAUGAAGGUCAAGAAACUACCGAAAGUACUGACUCUGCAUCUCAAGCGAUUCAAGUACACCGAGGACUAUAGUCGCCUUCAGAAGCUCUUCCAUCGUGUUGUAUACCCCUAUCACCUGCGCAUGUUCAACACCACAGAGGAUGCAGAGGAUCCUGACAGAAUGUACGAACUCUACGCCGUCGUCGUUCACAUUGGCGGCAAUGCGUACCAUGGCCACUACGUCUCCAUCAUCAAGACCCCUGAUCGUGGGUGGGUUUUGUUCGAUGACGAGAUGGUUGAACCCGUGGAUAAACACUUUGUGCGCAAUUUCUUUGGCGACAAGCCCGGAAUGGCAACUGCAUAUGUUCUCUUUUACCAGGAAACCACAUUUGAGAAGGUCAGAGAGGAGCAAGAGAGGGAAGGUAUGGAAGAAGUGAAGCUCGCAACACAGGCCGCUAAUGUCGCGCAAGACGAAAGCGUGGUCAAGGAGGACACCGCCCCCCUGAAGCGACAAGUAACACAGCCUGUCAUAAUGCCGGAACAUGAGUCUCUAGCGAGUCUUGCACAUGCCGCUACUGCGCCUGGGCUGGCAAAUGUACCCGCAUCACCGAUCGUCGAGACGCCAGUGGUGAACGAAGUACCGUAUACAAGCUCAAACGGGACAAGUACAACCAAGGUGGAAUCAAAAUCCAAAGAUGACUUGAAGAAGGAAAAGAAGGAACGUGAGGCUGUGGAAAAGGCCGCCAAGCAAGCCGAGAAGGAGAAGGAAAAGCUGAAAGAGAAACAACUGAAAGAAGAUGAGAAAAAGCGCAGAGAAGAUAGCAUAAAAGCUAUGCAGGCCCGACGAAACGAGCAAGAUGAGUUGCAGAAAGCACUCGAGGCCAGUAAGAAAUCCGCAGCGCAAGAAGAAGCCAUUAGAAAGAAGGAAGAAGGCGGAGGCUUUGGGUUCCUGGAUCGAUCCAAGCGAGGCAGCAAGUCCAUGUCGAAGCGCAGCUUUAGCUUCUUCAAGGACAAGAGUGGCCCUCUACCAGAUGGCCCCAUGAAUGGCGAUGCUCCCGAAAAGGAUAAGAAGGGGCGCAUCAGCAUGGGCCUAGGCAGGAAGAAGAGCACAUCUUUCCUCCCCUAA
This is a messenger RNA of Trichoderma virens Gv29-8, 2172 nucleotides long. RefSeq lists its product as uncharacterized. Gene Ontology annotation, cellular component: nucleus; cytosol. The record is from RefSeq and is a predicted model, not a curated record. Gene Ontology annotation, molecular function: cysteine-type deubiquitinase activity; cysteine-type endopeptidase activity. The transcript is spliced from 3 exons. NCBI's taxonomy places the organism in Eukaryota, Fungi, Ascomycota, Sordariomycetes, Hypocreales, Hypocreaceae. Gene Ontology annotation, biological process: protein deubiquitination. Bases 1 to 2172 code for a protein of 723 amino acids.